GGUGCCUUUCAAAGAAAGGGCUUUAGGGAGUACGCCCAACGUAUUUGGGCAUCGUGUGACGCGAUGGAGCCAGAUGAGCCCUUGAGGGGCUUCCGGGCGAGGUGGCAGGCGCGAGCUACGGCGUCUGACGCCAGCCCGGGGCUCGAUGGGAAUGACGCCGAUGGCUGGGAAGAAGUCGGCUUGGGCUUUGAGGACGGCCCAGAACAUGCGGAGCCAGCAGUGGAGAGGACUGAGAUGGAAGUCCAAGAGAGGUUGGAUGCCGCCAACUUGGGACUCCAAAGGGCGGUGGAGAACGUGACCCCGGAGGAGCUUGAGGCCUAUUGGGGUGUCUUACCACCGGGGGUCAAGGAGUUAGUGACCAUGAACGGUGAGGUCUCUGCUGAUCUCCUGGCGUACGUGGCGGACACAGACCAGGAGAGGAUGGACAUUAUGAGGCAAUAUGGUUGCCCGGAUCAUGAGUUGAUCAAAAAGGCCACGGUGCUGGAGGCCUUGCAGUUGGCCGCUGAGGAAAAGGUAGCGCGGCUGAGGAGGAACAGAAUUGCGAAGCGGGGUGCGCAGAUGGCAGUCGACAUGGCGGCCAAGGCCAAGGCGCACAGACAGAGAGUUGCAGGUGAACUCAAGGAAGGAGAGGUGCCGACCAAGACUUGGCUGGAAAAGCAUUCAGGAGCAAUUCUGUUGAGAAGUCGGAGGAGAUCGACAGAUGCUGAGCUCGAUACAGAGACGGUCGAGACUGUGAAGCGCCGGGAACAGCGCCAAUGGGAGGUGGAAGCAGGAAAGGUGGUAGAUGUGCUGGAGGAGAAUGCCGACCUCCCAAUAGUGCGGGGGGCUGAGGACUCAAAAGAUCCCCGUGAGUUCCUCAAGGCCGCAGUGGGGGCGUACCGAGCGUCCACCUUGAGGAAGAGACUCAGGGAGUGGAAGAAGUUCCUGACGUGGCUGGAGAUCGUCCAUCAGGUGAGGUGGCCUUCCCGCAGGGCACAUGCGAUAGAUUACCUGGUGGAGCUGAGGCUGACUGAGGCCCCCCCUACGGUGCCGCAGUCCUUUGGGACGACACUGGCAUUCUUUGAGAGGGCCGCUGGUAUCGGACCAGGAGCAGCCAUUUCUUCAGAUGUGGCCUUCAAGAGGGCGUUGGACAUGACCAACAAGGAGAUGGAGCAAAAGAGGCCGGAGAAGAAGCAAGCGCCAUUGCUGCCAUUGAAGGUGAUAGCAGCCAUGGAGAUGCUGGUCGUGAGCCCGAGCAACGGAACCUUCGUGCGGUUCUCUGCAUGGUGCAAGCUGGUCAAGAUAUGGACGGCCAGCAGGACAGACGACCUCCAGGGGAUUUCACUGAAGGCCAUGAAGUUCACCAAGGCAGGGUUGCACGGCAUCUUCUGGAAGACGAAGGUCUCGGGGCCUGGGAAGAAGAACAAGAUUCUUCCCUUCAUGAUCAGCCGGAGGGUGAGCAUCACAGGCUUGCCGUGGCUGGAGACCGGGAUGGCUAUCCUGGAGGAACGGUACUGGUACCCGAGGGACUACCUGGUGCCAGUUUUCCCUUGUGGAUUGGAGGACCUCGAGGAGAAGAGGCCAGCCACGUACGACGACUUCGUGGUGAUGACCAGGGUGGUAUACUCCCGUUUGAAGGAGGGCCCUUUGCUGCUGCCGGAGCCCCUGCCGGAGCUCUACAAACUCUGGACGGAGCAUGCGGAGCGCAAUUGGAUAGUGUCCAUGGCAGCCUCCGCAGGCAUCCCAAGAGAAGAGAGACAGAUGCUUGGGAGGUGGGCAGUCAAAGAAAGCGGAGACGAGUAUGUCAGGUCCGCUCAAAGGAUCGUGGCCCGGAUCCAAUGUAGUCUCCUGGACAAACUCCGGAGUGAUACGGAGUGGGACUUGAAGAACUCGGGCCUCGAGGAGGUGAAGGACCACGUCGUCGCGGUGAAGUAUGACGAGGAGUCCAUCAGGAGACAAAUGUGGAAACUGGAGAUGCCGGAGAUUUGGACACCAGUAGAUUUGGACGACCCUGAACGUCCAGCGGUGGAAAAGUCCCCAGGGGCCGAGGCCGAAGAGGUGGUGAAGCGAGUGCCGGAUCCUCCAGCGGAGGUGCCGACCGUCAAAGAGUUGAUGGAUGAAAGAGCUGGAGCCGAGGACGUUGGAAGUGAAGAGGCCGGAAGCUCCACAUUUGGGGCAAAUGUGGGACCAAGCCUGGUCAGAACUUUGCGGCUUAUGAGCCCCAUGACAGCCUGA
Molecule: messenger RNA, 2214 nt
Organism: Cladocopium goreaui
Lineage: Eukaryota; Dinophyceae; Suessiales; Symbiodiniaceae
Source: the annotation of a GenBank genome assembly